Malassezia restricta is the source of this 1203-nucleotide messenger RNA. RefSeq lists its product as uncharacterized. The coding region runs from base 1 to 1203 and encodes 400 amino acids. Gene Ontology annotation, cellular component: kinetochore. The transcript is spliced from 2 exons. Lineage: Eukaryota; Fungi; Basidiomycota; Malasseziomycetes; Malasseziales; Malasseziaceae. The record is from RefSeq and is a predicted model, not a curated record. Gene Ontology annotation, biological process: protein localization to kinetochore; attachment of mitotic spindle microtubules to kinetochore; kinetochore assembly.
AUGUCAACAAGCACGCCCGACACGUCGGUGAGCGUGCCAGACAACCAAUCUCCUUUUUUGGUGAGUGACUCGAGCUAUCAAAGCGAUGAAGGUGUGUUGGAGCGCGCCAGAAUACUUCUAGAGGAACACGCCCAUGACACACCGGGCGUGCAAGCCCUGAAAGAGCGUUUUCAGCGCACCACUGAUCCCGAGGACGUCUUAGCCGACACAGAACUCCAGCUGGACUGGGACUUGUACCGCGACGUGCCGGAUGCGAUCGUGCAGGAAGAGGCUUUGUUGUUAGACUAUUUCCGCAAACUCAAGUUUAUCUACUUGGAGCAAGAAACCAAGCUACGCUUCUUAGCUGACCUGCAAGAUGAUCCAGAGACCGGGCAAGAGCCGCAAAUCUUGUCCACGGCGGAUGUGGCGCACCGCGAGCAGGAGUGUAAGCGCGUCAAGCAACAGCUCGUGGAAGCCAAGACCAACGUCCGGCGUCUUCGAUCCGAUAUUGAUGAGGUGUCUGAUGCACUUAUCGAGCCAUGGGAAGCAGUCGAACAGCACACAUCAGAAGCCGCAUCUCUUCUUUCCGAUAUUACAGAUAUGGAGCUGGAGCUGGCCAAGAUCAAGGCGGCAGAAGGUACACAUGGCUCGCUGACGACAGCCGAGGCUGAGGCUGUCUGUGAUGAGCAGAUUCUCUCGAUGCAGGCCAUCGAUGACGAAACGACACAUAUCGUCCACGACAUGGAGGCCGCUAAAAAGGAGCUGUCUGAGGCGCUUCACCAGCUUGACCGAUUAAAAGCCGAACGGACAGCCGCUGAGAAACUCGCAAACGAUGCUCGGCUCGGUAUGGGUCGCGACCGCGGUCGUGAUUGGGAGCUCGAAAGACUCUGUGCCAAGCAUACGUCUACACUUGAUGCGCUGGAACAUGCGCUGGGUAUCACGCAAAUGUCCGCACCGCGUCCCAACGAGCUGCAUGUGGCCAUCACCCGGCCAGCUGCGAAGCGAUCACGUCGGUCUACGCGCUCUGCUCCCGUCGAGCACCAACGCACACUCGUCCUCCGCUUCAACGAGCCAGGUGGGCGUCUUGAACAUCUGGAGCUAUGGGAUGCCAAUGAUACCAAGCCACUGACAAUAGACGAGGAUUUGAGCGCACUCGUCAAAGAGGCUAUCCACACUAACCACGCCGCCGCACUUGUUCAGGCUGUUUGGCGCUCAUAUGCAUAG